AUGGCGGCGGGCCGGCGCGCCCCCCGCACCGGGCUGCUGGAGCUGCGCGGCACCGGCGGGCAGUGGCUCCGCGUCCUGCUCACCCUGGCCGAGGACGUGCUGGGGGUCAGCCCUGCCGAUGGCCCCGGCCCCGGCCCCGAGGCCCCGGCGGCAGCGCAGCUGAACGGCGGCGAGCCGGGCUCCGCCGCGCCCGAGGCGCUCGCCAACAUCAGGAGGACCGUGCGCGUCGUCAAGCAGGACGUAGGGGGGCUCGGCAUCAGCAUCAAAGGUGGCCGAGAGAAUAAAAUGCCCAUCUUGAUCUCCAAGAUCUUUAAGGGGCUGGCAGCGGAUCAGACCGAGGCGCUGUACGUGGGGGAUGCCAUCCUCUCCGUCAACGGCACCGACCUGUCUGAGGCCACGCACGACGAGGCCGUGCAGGCCUUGAAGAAGACGGGCAAGGAGGUGGUCUUGGAAGUGAAGUACAUGAAGGAGAUCUCCCCUUACUUCAAGAACAACCCCGCAGGGGCCACGGUGAGCUGGGACCCGUCUCCCGGCGCCCCACAGAAGCGAUCCUCCCCCGUCCUGCCCCCUCGGGAACUCCGGGAGGGCCGCACCGUGCCGCUGAAGAUGUGCUACGUGUCCCGCAAGUGCCUCCCCACCGACCCGGAGCACAGGUACCUGGAGGUGUGCUCUGCGGACGGGCGCGUCGCCCUCUUCCUGCGGGCGAAGGACGAGGCCACGGCGCAGUCCUGGCUCGGCGCCAUCCAGGCCAACGCGGGCGCGCUGCUGCCGCGGGUGAAGGAGGAGCUGCGGGCACAGCUGGCGGCCGCGGGCACGGCGGCCGGACGGGAUGUCAAGCACGUGGGCUGGCUGACCGAGCAGCUCCCCAGCGCCGGCACCAGGAACCUCCUGGCCGUCCUCACGGAGAAGGAGCUGCUGCUGUACGGCAGCCUGCCCCAGAGCCGGGAUGCCCUGGGCAAGCCCACGCACAGCUACCCCCUCAUCGCCACCAGGCUGGUGCACUCGGGGCCGGCGAAGGGCUCGGCGCUGUACGAGGCCGAGCGCUCGUUCGCGCUGCGUGCCGGCAGCCGGCUGGGCGUGCAGACCCACCUCUUCAGCCUGGAGAGCCCCCGGGAGCUCGCCCUGUGGACGCGGCUGCUGGUGGACGGCACCCACGGCGCCGCAGAGCUGGCCCAGGAGGUGUCGGCAGCCUGCACGUGGAAGGGGCAGGAGUGCACCCUGACCGUCCACAUCGACAAGGGCUUCACGAUCUCCACCACGGAGCCCGGGCUCAGCAAGACCAUCCUGCUCCAGCAGCCCUUCGAGAAGCUGCAGAUGUCCUCAGAUGAUGGCACCAAGAUGCUCUACCUGGACUUUGGUGGCCCAGAGGGAGAGAUCCAAUUGGACCUUCACUCCUGCCCUAAAACCAUCGUCUUCAUCAUCCACUCCUUCCUGUCGGCCAAGGUGACCCGGCUGGGGCUGCUGGCGUAACGAGGGAGCGGAGCAGCCCAAGCCCCCGGCCCAUCUAUGCACCUCCCUCCUGGCCCGGCCCAGCCCCAAGCCAUCCCAAGGAGACUGGAGCCCCUGUGGGAUCACACCACCCCCACCAAGGAGAAAAGCACCAUCCUGCUGGGAAAACCCCCUCCUGGGGCGUCUGGGUGAAAUCCCCCUUGGAUGGCAGCACUGGGACUUCUCCGGUCCCUUCUUCCCCUCCUUCCUAAGCAGCUGCAGAAGCCCAGUGGGAGCCCACGAGAGCGGCAGCAGGGCCGUCACCCCAGUGCCUUGAGAGAUGAUAUUUUGUGUACAAAGAACCCGUUUGUAUCCAUGUUUUAUAUUUAUAUCGCCCACUUAAAAACGCUGACACAGCAGCUCUUCCCCACCUGGCUCGGAUUCCCCCAGGAGAGUCCCCCAGGUCGUGCAGCACGAGGACACGUGUCUGUUUUCCAGGCAGGCAACCAAAGGGCUGGAGGCCAAAGCCAGCCCCAAAGUGCUUAAGAGAUGGGAACUGCAGAUCAGCUGUAUUUGCCAAAUUUCUCCCGUGUUGUACGAAGCGAUAGGAACCACUUUUGUGUGUCGGGAUUGGACAGCGCGUUUGGUUUUGCUCACUCUGGAGUCACUUUAUUUCUCGGUUUGUUGAGGGGGGGAGGGUUGUCAGGUGGCUGCUGCGGAAUAACUUCUUCUGUGAACCAAAAGAUUCUGCAUGAAAAUGCCUUUUUUUUUGGGGGGGGGAGGGGUUUGAAUAAACCUUGCAGAUCACAACCAGCAGGAGCCAAGGUCCAUCUCCUGAUUUCACUUGGAGGAGUAGAAAGUCAUUUUGUGGACGAUGCCUGGGCUCGGGGUGUUUUCACCAGGGGAAGGCAGGAGUUCAUAUGGAGGCUGUGGGGCUUUGCUGUGAGCUGCUGCUGGUCUGGGAGUGCUGGGAACACUAUGGGAGAAUUCAAGCAGGGACAAAAAGGUUGCUCAGAGCUCCAUCUGGCCUGUCCUUGAACAAUUCCAGGGAUGGGACAUCCACAGCUGCUCUGGGCAACCUGUGUCAGGGCCUCACCACCCUCACAGGAAAGAAGCAGCACAGGAACAUCUUAUUUGGUGUAAAUAAAUAGUUCUUAUGGGGUGCAUCAGGACUCAGGUGCAUCAGGUGCUCAGCUCUCGGUGAGACAGGGUGAUGGAGAGGAAGGGGAUGUCCCAGCACAGCCCCAUGCCUGGCAGCAGGAAUCUUUUAUGAUGAACAAGCCCAUAGUUUUUAUUACACAGAACUGUCAGAUUUCCAGGAGACCUCGCAAAAUGGAUUUGCAAGAGGGAAAAAAAGAUCCCCCCUCACGUUUCUAACUGUUAAAUCAAUACAAGUAAUUUAGAAACAGAUAGUGUAUUUUCUAUGAUCAAAAGCGUGUCUGCACAAGGAAACACGUUAUUACUGCAAUUUGCCUUUCACUUCUUGCCCUACAGCCAUUACUCUUUGGGGUUCAUUGCAAUAAAAGAGGGAAUCACUCCCAAUCCAGAGCAGAUUUCCUAUUAAUCUUGCAGAACACAAGCUGUCUUUACUUCCCCAGUGCAGCUCAGGCUCUAUCCCACUCCAUGCCUGGACUGUGAAGGAAAUAGCUCAGUUUGGAGAUGGAUAUUCAUUUUCUUGGAUUUCUUUGCAUUUGAUAUUGGUGAUGGUGUGAGGACUUUUUCUCCUCCUGUAUUUUUGGAGGUUUCUGAGCCUCUUCAUCCUUCUGGCACCACCCUUUGCUUUAUGGGACCCGUUCCCCAGGGAUGCUCCUGCAAAGGGGCCUGUGAAUAAGACAACUGCUUCUUACAGUAAGGGUUUGGAGCAUCAGGAAUGGCUGAGGGAGCUGGGGGGGGCUCAACCUGGAGAAAAAGAGUCUCAAGGGGACCUUCUCACUCUCUGCAACUCCCUGACAGGAGGGGGGAGCCAGGUGGGGAUCAGGCUCUGCUCCCAGGGAACAAGGGACAGGACAAGAGGAAAUGGCCUAAAGUUGUGCCAAAGGAGCUUUAGGUUGGAUAUCUGGGAAAAUUUCUUCACUGAAAGGAGUCUCAGGCAUUGGAAGAGGCUGCCCAGGGCAGUGGUGGACUCCCCAUCCCUGGAAGGAUUCAAAAGGCGUGUGGAUGUGACACUUGGGGACAUGGGGCAGUGGUGGCCUUGGCAGUGAUGGGUUGAUGUUGGACUCGAUGGUCUUAGAGGACUUUUCUAUCUAAACUCCGUGAUUCUGUUCCUCUGAGUGAUGUGGGACCUUGUAAAACAAGCCACACAGAAAAAGAGGAUAGAAACUGCCUCCCCAGGAGAAACCCAUGGCAACUGGAGACCUCUCCCAGAAACAUUCAGACAUCCUGAAUCAACACUGAAUUUCCCUGGCCAGGAAAGAUUUUGGGGUUGGCAACAGGGACCAGAUCCCAGUGCAGGAUGGCAUCUGUAUGGAGGAAUGAGUGCUCCUGCUUGGGAUCACCACAGUACUUCCCAGAGGGGAGGAACAGCAUCUCGGGGUUCUGUUCUGCCAGGCACUUUUAUGGCAGAAGGACUAAUAUUUUUGGAAGCAGCUUUAAAAUAAAUAUAACGAACUCUGCUUUUAGAGCUGGGAUGAUGGGAACAGGCUCAGGAAAAAGCAAUUUCCUCAGCUCAGUCUGAGGCGACUGGAGUUUUACUUGGCCACCAUGACUGGAACAACGCGGGGAAAGGGGAAAUUUAAAGGUGCUGCAAGUGUUGGAAAAUGGAUGGCAAAUGGGAAAGGAGGAGGGGAAAAAAUCCUGUUCUACUCUCUACAUGGAUCUCUUGGGAUGCUGGUUGCCAGAGGGAGGCCAAAAUGGGAAUGGAAAUGGAUGCAGAGAAACUUUGGCACCCAAACCACUUUGGUGCCACCCAUGGAGAGAAGUGGGUGAUGGGGGUGGCUGCAGCCUGGCUCUGGUGCCAUCCCUUUCCCUUUGGGAGCAAAUCCAGCCAACCCAUGGCGAGGUGAGCUCUCAGUUUCCUGCAUGAGAGGAAACCCAGCGCUGUCGGCAUCCCCCGCAGCAACGUCACAAGCAGGAGUUCUCCCCAGAAAUGGCUUUUCCAGGUUGUAAGACCUGAAAAAAACAUCCCUGAAUGAAAGAGCCGGAGAGGGAAGAGAGAGAUGCAGCGGGAAGAGUAAUUAGGUUGUCCCCAGGUGUUUGCUCACCCACGGCAGAACACAGUUUCCCUCCCGAUACCGCUUGUACUUUCCAUUAGUCAGCCCUGACCUUUUAGCGCCGUAAUCAAACAAGACAACCCAACACUUAAAUCUGAGCGUUUAGCGCUGACAUUUACAAUCGCUUCUCGCGUUGGAGAGGCCAAAUGAAAAUUUCCUCGCAGACAGAACGCUGCAGGGCUGGGGAAUCAAAUCAUUCCGUUGCUGGCUCGCAGGCGUGCCGGCCCCCUUCGGCUGCCCCACGCAGUGGGUGGUAUUUGGACUAGAGCCUUGUCAGCACAAAGUCAAUAUUCACCUGGAGUUCGUGCAUCCCGUGGACAUCACCCGACUGGGGCACGAGGAAGCUGUAUUUGGCAUUUGAUGUGGGUAAACGGGAGUGAUCUGACACAGGCAGGAGCCCUGUGGGAGCGGGGAAGCUGCGUUAAAUGGUGAGGAUCCAAGGCAGUGAUGAGGGUGUUUUCUCUCA
Myiozetetes cayanensis is the source of this 5103-nucleotide messenger RNA. It is a transcript of the gene SNTA1, whose product is annotated as syntrophin alpha 1. NCBI's taxonomy places the organism in Eukaryota, Metazoa, Chordata, Aves, Passeriformes, Tyrannidae. The transcript has 8 exons. Gene Ontology annotation, cellular component: intracellular anatomical structure; sarcolemma; dystrophin-associated glycoprotein complex. Gene Ontology annotation, molecular function: structural molecule activity; protein binding. The coding region runs from base 1 to 1470 and encodes 489 amino acids. The record is from RefSeq and is a predicted model, not a curated record.